This is a messenger RNA of Saccostrea cuccullata (small rock oyster), 3011 nucleotides long. Its product is annotated as importin-13-like. Bases 153 to 2879 code for a protein of 908 amino acids. The transcript is spliced from 30 exons. The record is from RefSeq and is a predicted model, not a curated record. Gene Ontology annotation, molecular function: small GTPase binding. NCBI's taxonomy places the organism in Eukaryota, Metazoa, Mollusca, Bivalvia, Ostreida, Ostreidae. Gene Ontology annotation, cellular component: cytoplasm. Gene Ontology annotation, biological process: protein import into nucleus.
UCUACCAGGAUCUCCGAACCCGACGUAAUUAAAGAACCAUUUCCCACAAAAAAUUACGUCCUAACCUGUCACAGCUUUUUAAAGAAUUUUACAGGUGUUUGACUAGCAUUCUGUUGUAAUCAGAUGAUUUGAGUUUGUUGGCCAGUAAUGAGAUGACUUCUGAACUCUCAGCCUCCUGUGUUGAGCAGGCUGUGCAUCAGUUUUAUCAGAAUGCAGGCAGCCAGCAGCAGCAACAGAUCCAGCAAUGGCUGACCUUGACACAGAUCUCCCCGGAGGCCUGGAGCUUCUGCUGGGAGCUACUCUCCCCCGAAAAGACUGUGGAAGUAAAAUUCUAUGGAGCAAAUACUCUUUAUGCAAAGAUCUCCAGAUACUGGUCGGAGGUGCCUCCAGAACAAUAUGACAAUCUCCGUAGUCGACUUCUACAGAAAAUCAUGGAGCUGUGCAGUGGAGAUAAAAUCGUCACCACACGCCUUUGUAUAUCUUUGGCGUGCCUAAUCCUUCAUAUGACCCCGGACGACUGGCCUGACCCCGUCCCUCAACUUAUCUCCACCUUCCAGUCCCUCCAGAACGUCACCGAAGUUCAGAGAUGCCAAGUGUUGUUAGAGAUUCUACGAGUUCUUCCAGAAGAAUUUUUCAGUGCCAAUUUAAGCCAAAGCAGGAGAUUGGUUCUUAAAAAUGAGCUUCACAAAAGUCUUUCACAUGUAAUCCCCCUCCUACAAAGCCUGUUGUUGCCCGGUGCCCCGGUGGAGAUACAGAAGUCGGCCCUGCAGUGUUUCUCCAGCUGGCUAGACCUUGGUUCCUUGUUCAGCGAGGCCGAGAGCAUCAUUCUACAGACAUUCCAGUGUCUCCAUAACCCCGAUCUGUUUGACACAGCGGUAGAGACUCUCGUAAAUGUCUUCACUCACCCCAGCUGUGAAAGGUUUCAAAACACGAUGAAGAAGUACCUGUCGUGUGUUUUGGGACUACAGGACACAUUCAUGAAGGCUCGAGACUCUCUGGAUAUGGAUGUUUGUCAGAGAGUGGGCCAGAUCAUUAUUUCCUAUGCUGAAAACAACAUCUCUCUUUUACUGGACUGGGCAAUUAGUCCCGAAACAAGGGAGACAACCACCAACUUCAUCAAUCUAGUCCUGACUUGCACUGCAAUUCCUGGCCAUUUCCCAGUGGAUGAGAAUUUUAGCAACAUGUUUUUCACAUUUUGGUAUCUCUUACAAGACGGUAUACAGGAGUCCCCCCCUGAGCGAUAUAAAGUCCUUCACCAGAUGUUUUGUCCUGUGUUUCUGUCCCUCAUACAGACUCUCCUGGUAAAAGUCCAGUACCCCGAGGAAGACGAGUACAACUCAUGGACAAAAGAUGAAAAAGAACAGUUCAGGUGCUACAGGCAGGAUAUUGGGGAUACAAUGAUGUAUUCCUACAGUAUCCUGAGAGAACCAUUACUCGGCUUCAUGUGUAACACACUUAACAGUGCUGCUGAAAACCCCAAGGAGGCACAAUGGCAGUUGAUAGAGGCCAUAUUUUUCCUGUUCUCCUCGGUGGCAGAAAAUGUGGAUCUGGAGGAGGAAGUUCAUAUCCCGAGCAUGCUCAGUGUGCUCCCCAAACUUCCCUUCAACAACAUCAAGUACAUCUCAGGAGCAUUAAAAAUGAUAGGUUCCUUCAGUGAGUGGAUUAACUGCCACCCCGAGUCCCUGAACUCUGUGAUCCCCCUCAUCCUCCAGGGUCUACAGGGGCUUCAGAACGGGGAGAUAGCCGAGUCAGCCACGAUGUCAUUAAAAGACGUCACCGCAGAGAAUCUCGACCACAUACAACCGUAUGCUCCACAAAUCCUAGGGUCAUGUCAGCAUGCCUUUCAGAGUGGAUUGUUGAAGUUGAGUGAACAGGUUGAAAUUUGCGGUGCAGCAUGCCUUUCAGAGUGGAUUGUUGAAGACCUAUUUUCCUCACUGGACAACAGCUCCAGAACAGUCCCUCAGAAGGUCAAGGCCAAACCUAAAUCAACAUCCCCAAAACCAGUGGCAGUGCUCCUACAGCAGUUGGCCCCCAUUAUACAGAGUCUGCUGGCAAACUGGAUCAAUGACCCAGGAAUCAUAGAGGGAGUCUGUGAUAUGUUUAAACACGCCCUGCGGACACUACUGGAUGAUUUCGCUCUGCUGUCUAAAGACGUAGCAGAGAUGUUAGUACAGAUGUACCAAGUCAACCCCAGUCCAGCCAUCUUGGAUUUAGCCAAACAGCUGAUUAUCAUGCAUCAUGAAGAUCCUCAGUUAAAUACAGUGGUUACAGCUCUGCUGGGGAAUAUCUGUACAGUAACACUGGAGCUGUUCACUAAAGGCCCUCAGGACUACACUGAUGUGAUUGAAGCUUUCAUGAAUCUCUUAUCUCAAGUUCUGAAGAAAAGUAAAAGUGUACUGACAACAGAACAAUGUGUGUUACAAAUCUCCAGCCUCUUUCACUCAGCUCUCCAGGCCUUGUCCUUGCCAGAACACCAAACAGUCAAAGCCACCUGCUCAUUUCUGGCAAAAUUCUUGUCAGCAGGGGAGACCACUCCUGUUAUAAAGGCCCUUGUUCAGGAGGAAGGAAGUCUUCUACUAGAUAAAAUACUGAGAGCUGUUGGUGGCGAAGCUGCUAGGGGGUUGGUUGAAAACCUUUCUGAUGUUUUCUUAAUGUUGAAUAAACAUUACCCUGAAAACAUGCCAGUAUGGAUGAACCAACUCAUGAAGCAGGAGGGAUACCCCUCCCCCAAAGUUAACCAAGAGGACAAAGACGCCUUUAUCAAGGGUAUCCUCAGGGAGAAAAUCAACAAAAGAAAAAUACGAGAAGUAUCCAAGGAGUUUUCGCUAAAGUGCCGUGGAUUAUUUGGAACUGAAUAUGCUGCAAAUACAGGGUUUUAGAGACUGAACAAUGAAUGUUGUUUUUAAGGUGUGCAAUUCCAUCCAAGGCAAUUUCAGUGGCCUGCUUCUGUGAUAAGCUUAUUUUGACUCAUUUUUCCCCCAUUAAAAUAUUUACAAACAUCAAUUUGUAUU